Molecule: messenger RNA, 863 nt
Organism: Porites lobata
Lineage: Eukaryota; Metazoa; Cnidaria; Anthozoa; Scleractinia; Poritidae
Source: the annotation of a GenBank genome assembly
GAAGUUUCUAAGUAUCGUGCUCAGCUCUUUGCAGAAUCUACGAAAGCGACUUACCAGACCCAUCGCGACACCUAUCUGCGUUUCUGCCACUAUAUGGGUUACAGCCCGGUCCCCGUUCAGCCUACACGUCUGCUGCAUUACGCGGCCUUCUUGGCCAGAAGUUUAAAAGCUGCCACAGUUCGAAGCUACCUAAACAUCAUCGGCAUCCUCCACAAGGAAUUUGGCCUGCCUCACCCGCUGCUUGACAACUGGCCACUGAGGACCCUGCUCACCGGCAUUAAUAGACAAAAAGGAUUAACAGUAAAUCAAAAACAACCAAUUACGCCCGCUAUGCUUUCUCAGCUCCAUGAUCGACUUAAUUUGGCAAAUAGCACCGACGCUUCUUUCUGGGCCACCUGUCUGGUGGCUUUCUAUGGUAUGUUCCGCAAAUCGCACCUUUUGCCUAUGGCCCCUCAUUUAUUUGACCCGCGUAAACAACUGACUAAGGCAGAUUUCAAAAUAUUCCCCUGGGGUACCCUGAUCACUAUUCGUUGGAGUAGACUAUCCAAUUUCGUGAACGGAUAGUGGAAAUCCCACUGCCUUGCAUCCCUCGCUCUAAGCUAUGUCCCACGGCCGCUGUCAUUAAUGCUUUUCGUUUUACAGCUACUGUCUCCACAACCGAUUCGCAGGCAUUUAACUGGUUAGACGAGCGCCAGGCCGCUAAGGUUUUCACGUAUAAUUCUUUUGUUUUGGUACUGCGCCGUCAUCUUGCGUCGCUCGGUUUUGAUCCAAAGCUUUACGCGGGGCAUUCGUUUCGCAGAGGAGGUGCUUCUUUCGCCUAUCACUCAGAGGUACCCAUUGAACUAAUUAAAGCUCUCGGCGAU